AUGCUCAACAUUAGUGCCGUUCUUUCAGGGGACGAGGACGAGCUGCUGAACGGCAUCUGGAUCAGCUUGCUGAGCGUCGAGGCUUUGAUGGUGAUCGGCGUUGCCCUGCGCAGUCUUUUUGGGGUUAUUGCUCCACGGUUGAAACAGCGAACGAGAUAG
Messenger RNA from Lasiosphaeria miniovina, 159 nucleotides. RefSeq lists its product as uncharacterized. Lineage: Eukaryota; Fungi; Ascomycota; Sordariomycetes; Sordariales; Lasiosphaeriaceae. Bases 1 to 159 code for a protein of 52 amino acids. The transcript has a single exon. The record is from RefSeq and is a predicted model, not a curated record.